Messenger RNA from Erinaceus europaeus (western European hedgehog), 2706 nucleotides. It is a transcript of the gene RWDD4, whose product is annotated as RWD domain containing 4. Lineage: Eukaryota; Metazoa; Chordata; Mammalia; Eulipotyphla; Erinaceidae. Bases 387 to 887 code for a protein of 166 amino acids. The transcript is spliced from 8 exons. The record is from RefSeq and is a predicted model, not a curated record. Gene Ontology annotation, molecular function: protein binding.
GCGGGGUCUACGCCAGGACCGCCUUGGGGCCUCUUCACCCCGCGCGCCGCGGCCCCCUGGCUCCCCGCCCGCAGCCCCCAGCCGGUGGCUCCGAGCUGCCGGAGAGGAAGGGCUGCGCGGGGCUCCAGGCUGGCCGAGUGAACGGAAGGAAAACGCGUCGGCGUGAGGGUCCCUAGCCAGUAGCUUUCUCCGGGUGGUCGAUAUCGCCCAUCCGGGGGCGACUCCCAACCGGUGCGAUGAGCGCCAACGAGGACCAAGAGAUGGAGCUAGAAGCAUUACGUUCUAUUUAUGAAGGAGAUGAAAGUUUCCGGGAAUUAAGUCCAGUUUCCUUUCAAUAUAGGGAGUGUGAUUGGAGUGGAGAAAGAACCAGAGUAUCCCUCUGACACAUGUCAUGCCAAGCAUUGAACUCAGGACCUCAUGCUUGUGAAAAUGGUGAUCCCAAAGCCUUUUUAAUAGAGAUCUCUUGGACAGAAACAUAUCCCCAGACGCCUCCAAUUAUAUCUAUGAAUGCUUUUUUUAACAACACAAUAUCAUCAGCUGUAAAGCAGAGUAUAUUAGCCAAGUUGCAAGAAGCUGUGGAAGUUAAUCUCGGGACCGCUAUGACCUACACAUUGUUUGAAUAUGCCAAGGACAACAAAGAUCUGUUCAUGGAGAAUCACCAUCCUGUUAAUUCCACAAUAUCUAUAAGCAAUAUCAUCUCUGUUGACACUCCUAGUACAGCCCCAUCAAGUAAGAAAAAAGACAAAAAAGAGCAACUUUCAAAAGCCCAGAAACGUAAGCUGGCAGAUAAAACAGAUCACAAAGGUGAACUUCCCAGAGGAUGGAACUGGGUUGAUGUGGUAAAAGUAUGUAAUAUUUAUAUUCUAGUUUUCAGUAAAUUGCUAUAAUUAUUGCUAGCAAGUAAUGGUCUUUGUUUCUCAUUUUCUCCCUUUUCACCUGUGGAUUUUCCUGGAAUGUCUGACUUUUUUUCUCUACCUUCAGCAUCUGAGCAAGACUGGCUCCAAGGAUGAUGAAUAAAUAGCACUUGGAGUUUGAGAUGAGAGAAGAUCAUCCUUGGAAAAGUAAACUGGGUUCAAAAUCUUUCAUUACUCUUUCUGGUAUUGAGGUGGCUUUUUAUAAAAAAUAAAUAAAAUAGCUUUUUAUAUGUUUCUUAUGUAAAAAAAUUGUUGUAAGCUAAAAAGUCACGAUGAGAUCUGGUUGUACUAACUGAUUUUCACAAACUUGCCUUCAUAAAAGGUGAAAAUGUUGUUAGCAUACUGUAUGCACCCCGUUGGAUAGUGUAAGUGGACAGAAGAAGGAAAUAAAAAAUAAUCAUGGUUAAUUUAUAUGACCUUACUCUAGUGGAUGUGAUAUUUUUUAAAGGAGUAUGAAGCCCUUUCCAAACUUUCAUCCCAAUAAAGUUUUCAUCCCUUCUUCCUUUUAAUUACUGAAACCUCAAAUUUGAAUACUAGCAUUUGAACUUUAUAACUAACUUUCUCUGUAGUUCCUUUUUAUUCUUCAAGGUGAACUGCUUCUCUUAUAUAAAUGAGUACCUGUUUGAUGCUUUGGUUUGGCUCAUGACCUUUGGUCAUGAGCCUUUUCAGUGCUUUGUGGACUAAGAGUAUAAAAGCAAAUCUGCCAAAUACAUUAGAGAUCACUGGGGCAGAAAUGCCAGUUCCUAUUUAAAACAUCUAUUUUGCUGCACAUACCAAGAUGGGGGGGGGGAAGAUGCCUUAAUAUGUCAUUGUUGUAUCAUUGGAGACAGUAGUUUUAAUAAAUUCCUAUUUAUCUGCUAUUGUGUAUUUUUCCAUUGUUGGUAACCAAGGUCUUCUUAAUGCUUUAAAAACCACAUCUUAAGUCUUCGUUUCUUUUCAGCGUGUCUGUUCUAUUCUCUAAAUGUAUUUCUCAAUUUGAGAUCUUUGUAAUAACAGACAUAGAAGUAUGCCAAAAGCUGUAGUACAUGCUUGACUUGAUAAUAGAGGAAAAGUUAGUGUUAUUUUACUAGGAAGUUACUGAUGUUGGUGUGUGAUUUCCGGUAAUGCUGAGUGAUUCCGUAUUACUCCCCAGCUUACAGCAUGCUUGUAAAUCUUUCUGUCGUCUCUGGAAGAUUAUUGGUGCUUCAGGUGAUACCACUGUAGCUGUGGUCAGAGAGCUUAAAUAGCUAUUAAGGAAAUUUCCUUAGCAUAAGAGCCACUUUAACACUGGCUUCAGCUAAGUCAUUUGAAUCAUAAAGUAAAUCUCCUAAGAACAUUUUAAUGACGUUCCCAAAAGCUAUGUCACGCUUAAUUUCUUGAAUGAAUAUGAUAGAGGGAAACAUGAAAGUCUGUGACCACUGGAAUAUGCCACGUCUGGGGGUUGAGUGUGUAGUGUUUGUUGUGUUGAUUUGUUUAACUUUCUUUAGAAGAAACUGAAACUGCUACAUCUGCUAGUGGAAGAAAAUACUUUAUUUUGCUUUGGAGAUGCUGAAAUUAUUCAGGCUUAUCAUGGUUCACAAUUACAAAGAAUGAUGCUAGUUAAAUGCCAAUGAACUAUUUUUAUUCUUUUUAUAUGAAAUGUACAAACUUGGGGGGUGAUGGUGGCAGUGGUGCCUCUUACAACCUUAUGUGAAAACACUUGAAUAUUGUCAUCAAUAUUGCCAUCAUCCCAGUAUAUUUUCUAAAAGUCUGUUUACUUAAAAUUGUAUGGACUGAUGUCAUUAUUAAGCAAUAAAAUCUGAAUUACACACAA